Messenger RNA from Colletotrichum godetiae, 969 nucleotides. RefSeq lists its product as uncharacterized. Lineage: Eukaryota; Fungi; Ascomycota; Sordariomycetes; Glomerellales; Glomerellaceae. The record is from RefSeq and is a predicted model, not a curated record. The transcript is spliced from 3 exons. The coding region runs from base 174 to 731 and encodes 185 amino acids.
ACUCUGUUCCUGGUCUCCCUUCCUUUCCUCCCUCCUUCUCCAGCCUCUGCCAUACACUCGUUGCUCGAUCACUUGUUUCAAAACGCCUACAUUCGCUGUUUGUGCCCGAAUAUCAACAACUUACACUAUUCUUAAUACACCCGUGUAACACCACAGACCAACCACCAGUCAAGAUGCGUUUCACCUCCAUCAUCGUUACCGGCGCUUUCGCCGUCCUGGCCGCCGCCCAGUCUACCACCAGCACCGCCGCUUCCGCUGCCUCCUCCGCCCAGGCUGUCAUCGAGAAGUGCUUGUCUGGCUGCCCCGCCACCGACGUCAGCUGCCAGGCCAAGUGUAUCUCUGUCCCCAACCCCAACGAGGACCAGGUCAACAAGACCACCGCCUGCGUCGCCAAGUGCCCUCAAGGUGACGGCAGCGAAGCUCAAACAAAUGCCUACGCGGCUUGCUCCCAAAAGUGUAUUGCCGAGAACUACUUCAGCAGCGGCUCUACUCCCGCCGCCACCGCGGGAUCCGGCUCUGGCUCAAGCGGCAGCGCGACUGCUGCCACCGCUACCGGUUCCGCCGCCACUGGCUCCGCCACCGGCACUGCUACCCGCGCUUCCGGUUCAUCUGCUGCCUCCGGCACCGAGGCUGCCUCCAGCUCAUCAUCUACCGCCAACGCUGCUCCCGCUCUUGCUGGCUCUGCUUCCUUCGGUAUUGUCGGUCUCAUCGGCGCUGCUCUCCUCAUCUAAGUACAUUGGCUAUUUGGAUGAUGAACAUAAAAGGGGGAUGAGAGGAUGGGUUGAACGAAUGUAUGGAUUCACAGAGAGAGGCAGAUUACAAGGAUACGUGUUAAUGUACUAGCGGACACCCACGUCUGCCAAUCUUCAAUAUCACACUAUCUUCCUCAUACUCCGUGUGCGCUUCAACCUCGUGUCCUUCUGUAUGACAUGCGGGUGCAAGGAUCGAGUAGAGCGUAGGUUUAACAUG